This is a messenger RNA of Nelumbo nucifera (sacred lotus), 2558 nucleotides long. It is a transcript of the gene SVR7, whose product is annotated as pentatricopeptide (PPR) repeat-containing protein. Lineage: Eukaryota; Viridiplantae; Streptophyta; Magnoliopsida; Proteales; Nelumbonaceae. Gene Ontology annotation, molecular function: mRNA binding; rRNA primary transcript binding; protein binding. The record is from RefSeq and is a predicted model, not a curated record. Gene Ontology annotation, biological process: positive regulation of translation. Gene Ontology annotation, cellular component: chloroplast stroma.
CUCUUGUCAAUUACUUCGUUCCCAUUCUCCUCUUUAUCAGCAUCCUCUCGGUAUGUGUCGGAUCAUUCGAUAAGGCGAUUCCCUCUUAGGAGUGAGGACUAAAAACUAACGGCCUCGCAGUUGCAGUCGCAGGAUAGGAGAGAAAUGGCUUUCCAUCUCUCUUCACCUUCUAAUCUCUGCCAUGAUUGCCAACCUCUCUGUAACUCUAUUUCUCCCUCGCAUAUUCUUCAACUCACUCCAUCUCUAUUUUCAUGGAGAGCUAGAAACUUCUGCCACUCUCUCAAUCUCACCUUUCUAUCACCAUCUCAAACAAGAAAUUCUCUCUCCUCCCAUAUCAGACCCCUACAAGUUUCUCUGCAUGACUCAGUUGCUCAAGAAUCUCAAGCCAAUCCUUCCACGAUGCAAGAAUCUCCCGCCUCGGACGGAAAAACCAAUUCUUCGUCCAAAAGCUACAUCUGGGUAAACCCCACAAGUCCCAGAGCUUCACAACUUCGGCAGAAAUCCUACGAUGCCAGGUACAAAUAUCUUACAAAAGUUUCCCAGUCUCUCGAUUUAUGCAAUCCAACUGAAGAAGAUGUCUUUCAAGUUUUAAGUGGUCUUGGUGAGAACCCAUUAGAGCAAGAUGCUGUGAUUGUUCUUAAUAACAUGGAGAACCCAGAUAACGCGCUACUUGCUCUCAAGUAUUUUCAGCUGAAAUUGAAGCCUAAGAGAGAGGUAAUUCUUUAUAAUGUGACUCUUAAGGUGUUUAGAAAGUCUAGGAAUUUUAAUAGAGCAGAGGUAUUGUUGGAAGAAAUGCUCAAGAAGGGAAUUAAACCUGAUAACGUGACGUUUUCUACCAUAAUUAGUUGUGCUAGAAUUUGUUCUUUACCUAAUAAAGCUGUGGAGUGGUUUGAGAAGAUGCCACAGUUCGGUUGUAAUCCUGAUGAUGUCACUUAUGCUGCCAUGAUCGACGCCUAUGGCCGAGCUGGUAAUAUAGACAUGGCUUUGAGCUUAUAUGACCGAGCAAGGACUGAGAAAUGGCGCAUCGAUUUGGUCACGUUCUCAACUUUGAUUAGGAUUUAUGGGAUGUCGGGUAACUUUGAUGGGGCCUUGAAUGUGUAUGAAGAAAUGAAGGCUCUCGGGGUGAAGCCUAACUUGGUUAUAUAUAACACAUUGUUGGAUGCUAUGGGGAGAGCGAAGAGGCCAUGGCAGGCUAAAUCACUGUAUAAAGAGAUGACAACCAAAGGAUAUUCACCAAAUUGGACAACCUAUGCUGCUCUAUUGCGGGCCUACGGCAGAGCCCGCUAUGCUGAAGAUGCACUCAAUGUGUACAGAGAGAUGAAGGAGAAGGGGUUAGAAUUGAAUGUGGUUCUCUACAACACUCUCUUGGCUAUGUGUGCUGACUUAGGUUACACAGAUGAAGCAGUUCAGAUCUUUGAGGAUUUGAAGAGGUCUCAAACUUGUGAACCUGACAGUUGGACAUUUUCUUCAUUGAUCACCAUAUAUUCUUGUUGCGGAAAAGUUUCAGAGGCAGAGGGGAUGUUAAAUAAGAUGUUAGAAGCAGGUUUUGAACCUAACAUUUAUGUCUUAACUUCCCUUAUUCAGUGCUAUGGGAAAGCCAAUCGGACAGAUGACGUUGUUAGGACAUUUGAUCGUCUUCUAGAAAUGGGUAUAACCCCAGAUGAUAGGUUCUGUGGUUGCCUUCUAAACGUUAUGACCCAAACACCUAAAGAAGAACUUGGGAAACUAAUUGGGUGCAUUGAGAGGGCUAAUUCUAAGCUUGGUUUUGUGGUGAAGCAGAUGCUGGGGGAGGAAAAUGGUGAAGUCUUAAGAAAGGAUGCUACUGAGCUUUUCAGUAACAUUAGCAUGGAUGUCAGAAAGGCCUACUGCAAUUGCUUGAUUGAUAUCUGUGUCAACCUCAAUCUAUUAGAAAGAGCAUGCGUGCUAUUGGAUCUGGGAAUGAGUCUUGAGAUAUACACAGAUAUUCAGUCAAAAUCCCCAACACAGUGGUCCUUGCAUUUGAAGAGUCUCUCACUUGGGGCAGCUCUGACUGCAUUACAUGUUUGGAUGAGUGACUUGCGCAAAGCACAAGAAAAUGGGGAGGAGCUUCCGCCCUUGCUUGGAAUUAACACAGGCCAUGGAAAGCACAAGUACUCUGACAAAGGUCUGGCAGGUGUUUUUGCUUCACAUUUAAAGGAAUUGAAUGCCCCAUUCCAUGAGGCCCCAGAUAAGGCUGGCUGGUUUUUAACCACCAAGGUUGCAGCAAAGUCAUGGUUGGAGUCAAGGAGUUCUCCUGAUAUAGUUGCUGCUUAGUGGAGCUAUCUAUAAAGAGUGGGUAUUCAUUCACAUGGGGAAGAGCCACCAGCCACGGAGCGGCUAGGGGCCAAAUUCCAUCCCCCACCACCCUCCCUCGACCUCUGGCCCCCGAACAACAUUUCUUGCAAGGGGAAAAUAAUUUGUAAACUUUUCAUGCUGCAUCUUGGGCAACUUUAUUUAUAUUGUGGCCACGAUAUUCUAUGAAUUAUUAAUUGUAAUCGUGUCUAUUAAUAAUACAAGUAACAAUUUUCUAAUUGGCUCCC